AGUAAUUGAGCGUAUUUUGAACCAAUCAAACGAGUGAGCUUCCGAUCGCUCCGCCCCUUACGUAUGCGUGCCGUUCUCUGGUGAUUAUUGGCUGCUACCUGAAGAGAGAACGGUGAUUGGCGGAGCGCUGUCCAAUCCGGGCUCGGGUGACGGUUGCUGGGCUGCCCGCUAAUGUGUGGGAUAUGGCGCAUUGGACCCGGUUUGAAAAAGGACAGGAGAAGGAUGUGAGGAAGCUGGUGUCCCGCCUGAGCGGCCUUCAAGAUGGGGGCGACACUAACUACCAGAUGGCGCUGCAGUACGCCUGGUCCAACUUCAGAUUCCAUCGCUAUCUUGAUGUAAGCAGUCACAAAGUACACAGGACUAUAGAUGGCAUAUAUGAAAAGUUUGUGAUCCAUUCAGACCUGGGAAAAGCUGAGAGCUGGAAGCACCUUACAGAGGAGUUUUUGAAUCUUCCACUUUCAAACACAGCGGGGACAAAAACAGAUGCCCAUUAUGCCAUACUUUCUCUUCUACUCUGUUUGUCUGAUUCACCUUCCAAAAAUGACUUCAUUGAAAAGCCGAGAAAAAAACAAACAGAAGAAGAGGAGCCAUUUGACUGGGGAAAAUACUUGAUGGAAGGCGAAUGUGUUGGCCUCAGUGCAGAUGAUGACACGCCGGAGUGGUCUGAUAUUAGUGAGGAGGAAGAUGACCAGGAGACACUUAGUAGGGAGGACUCUGGAAUUCAGGUUGAUAGGACCCCACAAGAUGAUGCCGAUAAGAAGAAUACAGCUCCUGUGGUAUCAUGGAAAGUUGGUGAGGCUGAUGCACGCACUUGGCUGGAGCAGCAUGUUGUCCCUCAGUACUGGACGCCUCGGGCUAGCAGAUUUUCGCACAGUUCACAUUUACAUUCUAAUCUAGCUGCUGUCUGGGACCAGCAUUUGUACACAGCAGAUCCUCUUUAUACACCUGAUGAGAAAACCUUUGUAACUGAAACACAAGUGAUUCGUGAGACUCUAUGGUUACUGUCAGGUGUGAAGAAGCUUUUUAUUUUUCAUUUAAAUGAUGGAAAAGUCACUGUUAGGAAUGACAUCAUUGUGACCCAUAUGACGCAUAAUUGCCUUAGGUCUGUGCUGGAACAAAUAGCAGCAUAUGGCCAAGUGGUGUUUAGACUUCAGAAAUUUAUGGAUGAUGUCACUGGUCAUUGUGCCGAGAAUUCAUUGCCAGGGACCCUUCCAACCACCAAGAAGGGUGCUGAAGCGCCCUUUCGAACAUACCAGGCUUUUAUGUGGGCUUUGUAUAAAUACUUUAUGAGCUUUAAGGAAGAACUUGCAGACAUUGAGAAAUGUAUUAUUAAUAAAGAUGAAACAAUAACUUUGGCAAUGGUGGUUGACAAGUUGGCGCCUCGGCUUGCACAGCUCAAAGUUUUACAUAAAGUUUUCAGCACGGGAGUUGCAGAGGUUCCUCCGGACACGAGGAAUGUUGUGAGGGCAUCUCAUCUACUUAAUACUUUGUAUAAAGCUAUCCUUGAAUAUGACAAUGUCGGAGAGGCAUCAGAGCAAACGGUAUCACUUCUGUUUUUCCUUUGGGUAGAAACUGUGAGACCUUACUUAGAAAUAGUAGAUGAAUGGAUUGUCCAUGGAAAUCUCUUUGAUCCUGCAAAAGAAUUCAUAAUUCAAAGAAAUAAAGAUGUGCCUGUUAAUCAUAGGGACUUUUGGUAUGCCACAUACACUUUAUAUAGUGUCUCAGAAAAGACUGAGAAUGAAGACAAAAUGAGUGACAAUGCCAGUGCCAGCUCAGGAAGUGACCAGGCUCCUGCCAGCAGGCAACACACCAUGGUCUCUUUUCUUCGCCCUGUACUAAAGCAGAUUAUUAUGGCUGGAAAGUCCAUGCAACUGUUGAAGAACCUUAAGUGCAAAAGAUCUAAGCAGCAAGACUCUUCAAGAGAUGCAGAUAGGAAAAGUUUGUACACCCUCUUCCUCGAGUCUGUGCAGUUGAGACUUCAGCAUGGCAAAGAUUCAGGACCUGACAGCAUUACAGAACAGCAGGUGAACAAGCAGAGUCUAAUAAAGAUGCAGUCAAUAGUGGCUAAGCACCUGGAACUGAAUGAUGUACAUGAUCCUUUACUGGCCAUCAACUUUGCAAGGUUAUACCUGGAGCAGAGCGACUUUCUUGAGACGUUUACAUGUGAAGAUAUCAGUGUGGAUAGGUCCUCAGAAUCUGUUACCUGUCGGUCAUUCGAGCUAACCCUGCGGUCAUGCCUUUACCCCCACAUUGACAGACAGUAUCUGGAGUGCUGUGGAAACCUCAUGCAGACUCUGAAGGAAGAUUACAAGCUGGUUGAAUAUCUACAAUCAAUGAGAAAUUUUUUCCUACUUGAAGCUGGUGACACAAUGUAUGAUUUUUACACCUCAAUAUUUGAUAAAAUAAGAGAGAAAGAACAGUGGCAGAAUAUUGUUUUUCUAAAUGUACAGCUGCAGGAAGCGGUCAGUCAGUGCUACCCGGAGGACAGCGCGCGGUUAUCCAUUUUUUUUGAAAAUGUUGACUUGGCUAAAAAGAAACUCCCAGUGCAUACAUUAGAUGGUCUUGUUUUGAAUUACAAGGUGCCCUGGCCUGUUGAUAUAGUUAUCAGCUCAGAGUGCCAAAAGAUUUAUAAUCAGAUCUUUCUUCUUCUGUUAUUAAUAAAAUGGGCAAAAUACAGCUUGGAUGUCCUGCAGUUUAAUGAACUUGUUAGCACGGCUGAGGAUUCUCCAAAAGAGGAGUCUGGACCCGAACAACAGCAACAGCUUCUUUCUCACUUAGUUACACCAACAGAGCCCAAGGAGCAGCAAAUCCAUCGCAUGUUUCUCCUCAGAGUCAAGCUUAUGCACUUUGUCAACAGCUUGCACAACUACAUGAUGACAAGGAUUCUUCAUAGCACAGGACUGGAGUUUCAGCAUCAAGUAGAGGAGGCAAAAGAUCUGGACCAGCUGAUUAAAAUCCACUAUAGAUAUCUGUCUACCAUUCAUGAUCGCUGUCUUCUAAGGGAAAAGGUGAGCUCUGUAAAAGAAGCAAUAAUGAAAGUAAUGAAUGUCGUGCUAAUGUUUGCAGACCGCUGGCAUGCUGGUUUUGGAGCAUGGAAGGCAGAAUCUAUCCUGAAGAUGGAAUCUGAUUUUACUAAUUGUCACAAGUUUCUUGUGAAAGUAUUAAAUAAAGCAGUCUGCAGAGGAUCAUUUCCACACUUGGAAUCUUUGGCUCUAUCUCUUAUGGCUGGUAUGGAGCAAAGUUAGUCCUAGUUCCGACAAAUGGUGGGAAGACAGCUCUGCCAUAAAUGGAAAUAAAAUGUGUCUUGGUGAUUGUGUGUGUGUGUGUGUGUGUGUGUGUGUGUGUGUGUGUAUAUUAUUGGUUGUAUAAAAUACAUGGGAGAUGCCUAUAAAAUCUUGUCCUAGUGCACAGAAAAAGCAAUGUUGUCCAUGACAACCAGUCAGAUCACUGCUUUAAUAUCCGAUCUACUCUGAGGCAAGACUUUAUCCUUGUUCCUAUAAACAUAUCCAUUAAUAAUAUAUUUAGUGUUUACUGUAUAGAUUGUACAUAUUUUGAUUUACUUUAAUACUGAUUUAUAAAUAUAGUUGUGUGUGUGUGUGUGUGUGUGUUUUUUU
This is a messenger RNA of Hyla sarda, 3614 nucleotides long. It is a transcript of the gene TUBGCP5, whose product is annotated as tubulin gamma complex associated protein 5. Gene Ontology annotation, molecular function: microtubule minus-end binding; gamma-tubulin binding. The record is from RefSeq and is a predicted model, not a curated record. The coding region runs from base 183 to 3245 and encodes 1020 amino acids. The transcript is spliced from 23 exons. Gene Ontology annotation, cellular component: centrosome; gamma-tubulin complex; equatorial microtubule organizing center. Gene Ontology annotation, biological process: microtubule nucleation; spindle assembly; mitotic cell cycle. NCBI's taxonomy places the organism in Eukaryota, Metazoa, Chordata, Amphibia, Anura, Hylidae.